Suillus plorans is the source of this 1566-nucleotide messenger RNA. RefSeq lists its product as uncharacterized. Gene Ontology annotation, biological process: regulation of transcription by RNA polymerase II. The record is from RefSeq and is a predicted model, not a curated record. Gene Ontology annotation, cellular component: nucleus. Bases 373 to 1233 code for a protein of 286 amino acids. The transcript is spliced from 4 exons. Gene Ontology annotation, molecular function: RNA polymerase II transcription regulatory region sequence-specific DNA binding; DNA-binding transcription factor activity, RNA polymerase II-specific. NCBI's taxonomy places the organism in Eukaryota, Fungi, Basidiomycota, Agaricomycetes, Boletales, Suillaceae.
UCAUUUUCUUAUCAUGAUGAUAUCUGCGCAGCACUCUGUUCCAUAUGGCCGCCUGCAAGCCAGUAGCAACUAGAUGGCUGGCUGGCUGGCUGAGGCUGCUGAGCCGAAAAUUGUCUAGCAUGUCACGACCUUGCUUGAUACGCGUGUCCCAUUAUCAGAUGUCUCACGACAACAGAAUCAUCAAGAUACUAACUGAGGGUCAUACGUAUCUGGCACGAGGAUCGUCGUAUAGCAUUAAUGCUUAUGACAGAAUCAGGGCCGGAACAAUCGGGAAACAUCCGUGCCCCUUUCAAGCUUAUCGAAUGCUCGCAGAUUGACGCAAAUUGGAUCACAUUGGAUCCGAUUUGAGAUUGAGGAUUUCCCUGAUGAUCGAUGAACCUUGUGGCGACCCUCGUCUUGACUUCCACUAUCAUGGCAAAGUGGCAGUGUAAUCUAUGCAACCGUUUAUUUCGUUCCACUCAUGCAUUGUUUACCCACUGUCGCGACAAAGCUGACCACCCCUUCUGCGAGGAUUGCAAGACACUAUUCUAUAAUUAUGCUGGACUGUAUCAGCACUGGAAUGACAUAGACGAGUAUGCGUUCGAGAGCUCGGACGAUGACGAAGAUGAUGAUGAUAACGAAGAACCGCCGUUCUGCGUGGGAUGCAACAGGUGGUUUGUUGACUUGACAAAUCUUUAUCAGCACCUUGCUACCAGCUUAAAGCACAACUGGUGCUUUUUGUGCUCGCGCGAUUUUGCCACCCCGACUUCAUUGGAUCAACACUCAUCCCCUGUGCACGAAGGCCUGGAUUUCGAGUGUCCUCUGUGCUCAAAGAGGUUUAUGACCCCUUCCUCGAUCGCCCCUCACAUUCAGUCGGGGACUUGUCACAAUAUCUCACGAGCCCAGGUAAUCACGGCAGUCCAUGCACUCAAAAUAGUGCCUACGAUUUCGGUCUCUCGCCGCAUAGAAGGCGGAUCGACCCGCGUUGCGUCUUACUAUGUGACAGAGCGCGCAUUCAACGGCACUGCUUAUGAGUGUUAUUUUUGCCACCUUACUUUCCGUACCUUGGGAGCUCUGAACUCCCACAUCAACUCUCCGGCGCAUGACGCGGAUGAGUUCAAGUGCCCAAAGUGCGAGAGGAAGUACAAGUUUGUUUCAGGCCUGAUGCAGCACAUUGAAAGUGAAGCGUGUGGGAUUCCAAGGUUUGAAGUGGUGGAGGACUUUACGAUGAGCUUGAUUGACCAGUUACUAUGAAGCGCUUGAAACUUUAACUUCAUUUGAAAAGGGAUAUGUACUGUAAGUGUAACAUACAUGGUGUAUUUCUAUGAGAAAGUGAAUCAGAAUCGGUUUGUCUCUUUGUUGUCGUCACUGAAGAAGUUCUAGCCCAGAGCUCACCUUAGUUGACAACAGUUUUGUGAACACUGAAAACGUACUGAAUUCGUUAAAGUGACAGGUUCACCAGCUUUUAGUGAAAUUUUGAAUGGUGCGCCAUUUUUUCUUGUUUACAUCGUGGUAUCUCUUCCCUGACUCCCACGUUAAUCUGAACUCAGUGUUCUUCCGGUCAAUGAACGUUUAUCAAAGUUAGUG